AUGUCUCGCGAUUUGAUGGUUGAAACUGGCGGUGAACUGAUCGGAAAUACUCCACUUUUGAAAUUGAAUAAAAUCGGAAAAGGACUUGAGGCAACCAUUGGUGAGUUCAAUACUUUCAGAACUUCAAGAUUUUACCUUGAUUUUUUCAGGUGUGAAAGUGGAAUAUAUGAAUCCAGCAUGUUCUGUGAAAGAUCGAAUUGCUUACAAUAUGAUUGACAGUGCUGAAAAAGCCGGUCUCAUAACUCCUGGAAAAACUGUUUUAAUUGAACCAACAUCUGGAAAUAUGGGAAUAGCUUUGGCUUAUUGUGGAAAAUUGCGAGGAUAUAAAGUGAUUCUAACAAUGCCAGCAUCAAUGAGUAUUGAAAGAAGAUGUUUGUUGAAAGCUUAUGGAGCUGAAGUUAUUUUAACUGAUCCAGCAACAGCUGUAAAAGGAGCAGUUGAAAGAGCACAACAACUUAGAGAUGCUAUUCCGAAUGCGUAUAUUCUUAAUCAAUUUUCGAAUCCAGCAAAUCCAGAAGCACAUUAUAAAACAACUGGACCUGAAAUUUGGAAACAAACACAAGGAAAAGUUGAUAUUGUAUGUUUUGGAGUUGGAUCAGGUGGAACAUGUACUGGAGUUGGAAGAUAUUUGAAAGAAAAGAAUCCACAUAUUCAAGUAUUUCCAGUAGAACCAUUCGAAUCUUCUGCAAUUAAUGGACUUCCACAUAGUCCACAUAAAAUUCAAGGUAUUUUCUAUUUUCUAAAUCAGAUUUUUCAAAAAAAUCUGGAUUUUUUGCAGGAAUGGGAAUUGGAAUGAUCCCAGAAGUUCUCGAUCUUUCAUUAUUCAAAGAAGCUCUUCGAGUUCAUUCGGAUGAUGCGAUUGCAAUGGCAAAAAGAUUAGCAGAUGAGGAAUCGAUUUUGGGUGGAAUUUCAUCUGGUGCAAAUGUUUGCGCUGCUGUUCAACUCGCAAAAAGACCAGAAAAUCGGGGAAAAUUGAUUGUCACCACUGUUAAUAGUUUUGGAGAAAGAUACUUGUAAGUUUUUCUGGAAAUACUCUCAAUUUAAAAAUUUUUUAAAUUUAUUUUUUUCCAGAUCAACUGUUCUUUAUUCUGACCUUCGCGAAGAAGCCGCAAAUAUGCAACAAUUAAAUCUAGAGGACUCAAUUAAUUUGGCAAAGGCUUAUUUGAAAUUGUAA
Molecule: messenger RNA, 1174 nt
Organism: Caenorhabditis angaria
Lineage: Eukaryota; Metazoa; Nematoda; Chromadorea; Rhabditida; Rhabditidae
Source: the annotation of a GenBank genome assembly